Molecule: messenger RNA, 5361 nt
Organism: Propithecus coquereli (Coquerel's sifaka)
Lineage: Eukaryota; Metazoa; Chordata; Mammalia; Primates; Indriidae
Gene: YAP1
Product: Yes-associated protein 1
Exons: 9
Coding region: 381-1895 (504 amino acids)
Biological process (GO): hippo signaling; positive regulation of transcription by RNA polymerase II
Cellular component (GO): cytoplasm; nucleus
Molecular function (GO): protein binding; transcription corepressor activity; transcription coactivator activity
Source: RefSeq, a predicted model, not a curated record
GCCGCCGCCAGGGAAAAGAAAGGGAGGAAGGAAGGAACAAGAAAAGGAAAUAAAAGAGAAAGGGGGAGGGGAAACGCAACUAGCUGUCCGGCCUCCGUCAAGGGAGAAGGAAAAAAGUUCUCCGGCGCCACAGGCCCGAGUCUCCCGCAGCCCCUCCCGAGCGCAGCCGCCAGACCAGUGGAGCCGGGGCGCAGGGCGGGGGCGGAGGCGCUGGGGCGGGGGAUGCGGGGCCGCGGCGCAGCCCCCCGGCCCUGAGAGCGAGGAGAGCGCCGCUCCCGCCGCCCUCGCCUCUUCUCCCAUCUCGACCCGUCGAGCCGGGGCGUCCGGGCGGAGCCCUCGCCCGCCUGGUCAGGGGGUGCGCGUCGGGGGAGGCAGAAGCCAUGGAUCCUGGGCAGCAGCAGCCGCCUCAGCCGGCCCCCCAGGGCCAAGGGCAGCAGCCCGCGCAGACCCCCCAGGGGCAGGGCCCGCCGUCCGGGCCCGGGCAGCCGGCACCCCCGGCGUCCCAGGCGGCGCCACAGGCACCCCCCGCCGGGCACCAGAUCGUGCACGUCCGGGGGGACUCGGAGACCGACCUGGAGGCUCUCUUCAACGCCGUCAUGAACCCCAAGACGGCCAACGUGCCCCAGACCGUGCCCAUGAGGCUCCGGAAGCUGCCUGACUCUUUCUUCAAGCCGCCAGAGCCCAAAUCCCACUCCCGACAGGCCAGUACUGAUGCAGGCACUGCAGGAGCCUUGACUCCACAGCAUGUUCGAGCUCAUUCCUCCCCAGCUUCCCUGCAAUUGGGAGCUGUUUCUCCUGGGACACUGAACCCCACUGGAGUAGUCUCUGGCCCAGCAGCCACACCCGCAGCUCAGCAUCUUCGACAGUCUUCUUUUGAGAUACCUGAUGAUGUACCUUUGCCGGCAGGCUGGGAGAUGGCAAAGACAUCUUCUGGUCAGAGAUACUUCUUAAAUCACAUCGAUCAGACAACAACAUGGCAGGACCCCAGGAAGGCCAUGCUCUCUCAGAUGAAUGUUACAGCCCCCACCAGUCCACCAGUACAGCAGAAUCUGAUGAACUCAGCCUCAGGUCCUCUUCCUGAUGGAUGGGAACAAGCCAUGACUCAGGAUGGAGAAAUUUACUAUAUAAACCAUAAGAACAAGACCACCUCUUGGCUAGACCCAAGGCUUGACCCUCGUUUUGCCAUGAACCAGAGAAUCAGUCAGAGUGCUCCAGUGAAACAGCCACCACCCCUGGCUCCCCAGAGCCCUCAGGGAGGCGUCAUGGGUGGCGGCAACUCCAACCAGCAGCAACAGAUGAGGCUGCAACAACUGCAGAUGGAGAAAGAGAGACUGCGACUGAAACAGCAAGAACUGCUUCGGCAGGCAAUGCGGAAUAUCAAUCCCAGCACAGCAAAUUCUCCAAAAUGUCAGGAAUUAGCUCUCCGUAGCCAGUUGCCAACGCUGGAACAGGACGGCGGGACUCAAAAUCCAGUAUCUUCUCCCGGGAUGUCUCAGGAAUUGAGAACAAUGACGACCAAUAGUUCAGAUCCUUUUCUUAACAGUGGCACCUAUCACUCUCGAGAUGAGAGUACAGACAGUGGACUAAGCAUGAGCAGCUACAGUGUCCCUCGAACCCCAGAUGACUUUCUGAACAGCGUUGAUGAAAUGGAUACAGGUGAUACUAUUAACCAAAGCACCCUGCCCUCACAGCAGAAUCGUUUCCCAGACUACCUUGAAGCCAUUCCUGGGACAAAUGUGGACCUUGGAACACUGGAAGGAGAUGGAAUGAACAUAGAAGGAGAGGAGUUGAUGCCAAGUCUGCAGGAAGCUUUGAGUUCUGACAUCCUUAAUGACAUGGAGUCUGUUUUGGCUGCCACCAAGCUAGAUAAAGAAAGCUUUCUUACAUGGUUAUAGAGCCCUCAGGUAGACUGAAUUUUAAAUCUGUGAAGGAUCUAAGGAGAUAAGACAUAUAUACCUGAAAUUUCCAAAUAAGCCAGUUGCAGUUUGUGGCUAAUACAGAAAAAGAUGAACAAACGUCCAGCAAGAUUCUUUCAUCCACUAUUUUGCUCUUCCUUGUCCAUUGCUGCUGUUAAUAUAUUGCUGACCUCUUUCACAGUUGGCCCUAAAGAAUCAAAAAAAAAAAAAAACUUUUGUUUCUUUUGCUAUUAUAACUACUGUUCAUUUUGGGGGCUGGGGGAAGUGAGCCUGUUUGGAUGAUAGAUGCCAUUCCUUUUGCCCAGUUAGAUGUUCACCAAUCAUUUUAACUCAAUACUCAGACUUGGAAGUCAAAUGCUUCAUGUCACAGCAUUUAGUUUGUUCAAGCAAUUGUUUCUUCAGCUGCCUUUGGCCAGUGGAAAAACAUGACUUACUGGUCUGACAAGCCAAAAAUGUUGUAUCUGGUAUUAAGAACUUAAUGCUGAUUCGAAGAGAUAGCUGAAACCAAGGCUGAAGACUGUUUAACUUUCAGUGUUUUCUUUUCCUUCUAGUGCUAUCAUUAGUCACAUAGUGACCUUGAUUUUAUUUUAGGAGCUUAUAAGGCAUGAGACAAUUUCCAUAGAAAUAUAUUAAUUAUUGCCACAUACUCUAGUAUAGGUUUUGGUGGAUAUUUUGGUGGGUGUUUUGUUGUUGUUGUUGUCAGUUGAUUGGUUCUGUCAGAACCUAGGCAAAUUACCAUAUUAGUGAAUCUGUUUAUAGUUGUAGCUUGGGACAGUUGUUGGAGUUUUUGGUAAAACCUACAUUUCCUGGUUUUUUACCAUCUUAUUUAAAUCUUGAUUAUCUCUGCUCUCUCUUAUAUACACACACACGCACACACACACACACACAAUGUUUAUAAUAGUGUGAUAGCAGAAUGUAUUUUUUUUUUUAAGGUUUUCCUACUUUCCAAUUUAUUUUUAAAAUGGUAGCUUUGAAUGUAUGCAUUUAGAAUACAUGACUAGUAGUUUAUAUUUCACAGGUAGUUUAAAUCUGAUUGGGGCAGUCUGCAGAUGUUUAAAGUAGUUUAGUGUUCUAGAAAGGGCUAUUUACUACACAUAGUGCUCUAUGCCCGCCGGGCACACAAUACAUAUUAUCUGAUGAAUUGGGAAGGAGCAAACAAGAAAUGGCUUUAUUUUCCUCCUUGGACUCCCUUGGACUAAUUUUGAGUCUUGAUGGGAAAUCACUGAGUAGGUUCAUAACUUACAUGACAGAAGUAAGCUUUAUAGAGGUUUACCUUUCUUUAACUUUGAGAGUCUACCUUCACCUUAGUUUUGGAAGUAAAUUCUAAUAGUUUAUUUCUCAUUUGUAAUGACUACAUUAAAGACUAGAUUAAAAUAUUGCCUACAAUAUUCUUCUUACUUAUAAGACUUGCUCCUACUUCUGUAUGCUGAAAAUUGACCCUGGAUAUAGAAUAUAUAGAAUAGUGUAAGGUCAUUAGUUAGCUGGUAAAGUGAUCAGAUUGAUAAAUGUAUAUUGGUAGUUGAAUUUAGCAAAGAAAUAGAGAUAAUCAUGAUUAUACCUUUAUUUUUACAGGAAAAGAUAUAACUAGAGUAUGUGUCUACAGGAGUAAUAAUGGUUUCCAAAGAGUAUUUUUUAAAGGAACAAAAUGAGCAUGAAUUAACUCUUCAGUAUAAGCUACGAAGUAAUGGUUGUGAAUUAAAAGUGUGGCACCAGCUAAGCACCUCUAUGAUUAAGGGUCUUUCAAUGUUUUUAGAAUAAGCCCUUAUUUUCAAGGGUUUAUAACAGAUAUAAAAUCUUCUUUCCUGGCUAAAGCUGCUAUGAAAAGCCACAGCUUAGGAAGAUAGAUUUUUUUUCGGUUACAAAAUCUAAGUAUUUUGGCCCUUUGAUUUGGAGAAGUGCAAAAGUUGGAAGUAAGAAGUUCUAUUUUAAGUACUUUCAGUGCUAAAAAAAAAAAAAAAAAAACUGCAGUCACUGUGUUGUAUAUAAUAAUUCAUAGGUCAGUCAUUCAUAAAAUUAACUCCAAGGCUUUUACUAAGAAAACAACAGAAAGACUAAAUCUUGAAUUAAGUCUGGGGGGAAAUGGCCUCUGUGCAGAUGCAUUGAGUUUUAGAGUGAUAAUAAAAUUCUACCUAGAAUGCAAAGUGGAGUAUAUGGAUGAUAUCAUGUUGUUGGAGUUUUUUCUAAUGUGCAGAAGAUCAAAGCUACUUUGGAAGGUGUGCCUGUAAUUUUCCAAUAAGCCACAAAUUAAGAAUGCAUCUUACUUAUCAGCAGAAUAGUGUUAGUUUAGGGGGAGGGUGGGAAGAUAUGGGGAGGGGUUUUGAAGAUUUAGUGGGACCUUGAUAGAGAACUUUAUAAACUGUUUCUCUUCGAUAAAGACUUGUGUUGCAUCUUGCUGUCCAUUGAAGGCAGUUGUUCCUAAAAUUUCAAUCACUUAAGUACACCCACAAAACAAGAAUGUGGAGAUCUUUGUUUCCCCUCAACUUUAAUUUGCUCAGUCAUACCUCAAUGUUGUAGCAGUACUGUGGUGCCUGACACAGUGCUUUGACCUUAUACCCUCUGUACUGACUGAAGGAGACCUAAGAGUCCUUUCUCUCUUUGAGUUUGAAUCACAGCCUUGAUGUGGUCUUUCUUGUUUUAUGUCCUUGUUCCUAAUGUAAAAGUGUUUAAUUGCUUCUUGGUUGUAUUGGGUAGCAUUGGGAUAAGAUUUUAACGGGGUAUUCUUGAAUCGCUUUUUACAAUAAACCGAUUUUAUAAUCUUUAAAUCUAUCAGCUUUUUACAUUUGUGUUCUUUUCAGUUAGGGCUUCUUAGUUCUACUUGUAGUAGAUGGAGCACAUUGAUUUGGCGUUUCAGAUCUUCCAAGCACUAUUUGUUGUAAUAACUAUUUUCUAAAUAUAGUGCCUUUAAAGAAAAAUGAACAUAAGGAAGUGACCUUGAUACAAAUAAUGUUGCUAUUUUAAGUAUUCAUAUUAAAUAGAUGCAUUCUAUAUAGAACAUGGUAGAAAGACUGAAAAAUAACAGUAAUUAAUUGUGUAAUUCAGAAUUCAUACGAAUCAGUGUUGAAACUCAAAACAGUGCAAAAGUGGGAGGCAAUAUCCAGUGAUUAACAAUUCCAUAGCUUUUGUACAUCUGAAAAAUGAGUGCUCAGAUGAAUUUUAUCUCUGCAAGCAUGUCUUUAUGAGAAUUGUGGGUGUGCCUAUCAUAACAAUUGUUUCCUGUAUCUUGAAAAGUAUUCUCCACGUUUUAAAUGUUUUAUAUUAGAGAAUUCUUUAAUGCACACUUGUCAAAUAUAUAUAUAUAGUACCAAUGUUACCUUUUUAUUUUUUGUUUUAGAUGUAAGAGCAUGCUCAUAUGUUAGGUACUUACAUAAAUUGUUACAUUAUUUUUCUUAUGUAAUACUUUUUUGUUUGUUUACGUGGUUCAAAUACAUUCUUUCCUUAAACUGUU